GCGUUUCCAGCCGGGGCUGUUUUCUCUGCCCGGGGCGGUUUCGGGGGCGCGCCGGCGGAAGCGGAAGUGGCGGCGGGCGGGAUGGAGGAACCGGAGAUGCAGCUGAAGGUGAAGAAAGUGGCGGACAAGUUCACGGAGAGCCUGUACGUGCUGGCCAACGAGCCCUCGGUGGCGCUGUUCCGGCUGCAGGAGCACGUGCGCCGCUCCCUGCCCGAGCUGGCCCAGCACAAGUCGGACAUGCAGAGCUGGGAGGAGCAGAGCCAGGGAGCCAUUUACACCGUGGAGUAUGCCUGCAGUGCCAUCAAGAACAUGACUGACAGCAGUGUUUACUUCAAGAGCAUCGACAGCCUGCUCAGGCACUCCAUAGCCAUGAAGGAGCAGCUCAACGCCGCCCAGGGCCGCAGCACCAUCACCCCCCAACCCAAGAAUCCUCCAGGCACUUCCUGAUUUUUCAUCCUGAAUUUCCCAACCUUGGGAAAAAUUGAAAAAACCACAGGCUUUUUUUUUUCCCAAAAAAAAAAACCCAAAUGAGGUUUUGCUUUGGGAAUUUGGUGUAAAAAGCUGGAAUGUGAGCACAUUCUCCAGGCUCUUGUUGGGGAGGAAUUCUCCAUGGAGAAACUUUUCCAGCUGCUGCCAAGGAAUUGCUGGGUUUGGUUUUAAUGAGGACGAGAAUAAAAAGGAAAAGAAAAAAUACAAAAAUGCCCCAAAAAAACAACAAGAAAAUUCCUUUUAAAGGUUUUCAGCUUUUCUCCUGUUGUGGGAGCUUGGAGCUCCUUUUUUAUCCUGAGGUUUCUAAAGGCAUGGAGCAAAAAAAUGUGGAAUUUUAGGCUUUCAAAGGAGAAAAAAUUCCUUAAAAUCCUACCAAAAUAAUAAAAAAAAAAGAUUUU
Molecule: messenger RNA, 887 nt
Organism: Pyrgilauda ruficollis (rufous-necked snowfinch)
Lineage: Eukaryota; Metazoa; Chordata; Aves; Passeriformes; Passeridae
Gene: BORCS8
Product: BLOC-1 related complex subunit 8
Exons: 6
Coding region: 82-447 (121 amino acids)
Cellular component (GO): BORC complex
Source: RefSeq, a predicted model, not a curated record